Molecule: messenger RNA, 804 nt
Organism: Aspergillus alliaceus
Lineage: Eukaryota; Fungi; Ascomycota; Eurotiomycetes; Eurotiales; Aspergillaceae
Product: extracellular proline-rich protein
Exons: 1
Coding region: 1-804 (267 amino acids)
Source: RefSeq, a predicted model, not a curated record
AUGCGUUCUACUGUACUCUUUAUAUCUGCCCUUGCCGGCUCUGCUCUUGCUCUACCGGGACCUUUCCCCCGUGGCCUGAACACAACCAUCUCUCACUCUCCUACCCUUCUGCCCACAGGUGGUGGCGGUGGAGAGAAGCCCACGGAGACUGGAAGUAGUGGUGACUCUCAUACCACCACGACCGCUCCUGGAGGCUCCGGAACUACUAUCACUUCCACCAUCACCGACACCAUUACCAAGACGACUUUCAAACCGUGCUCGACCCCAGUCCACACUGAACGUGGUACUACCUACUACAGCACCUGGGUGACUGCUUCCACCUAUGAGACCACUACCUGCUAUACCACCACCGCAGUUCUAACCCCCACUUCCACUCCCCACGUCGAGACUACGACUACCAUUGUCGGCCCUGCUCCUACUGGUGCUGAUGGCUCCGAGACAUGCCCUCCAGCCUCCACCGUGACAGUGUACGUCCCUGUUGGCAACGGCGGCUCAGAUAUUACUCCCACCGAUGCUCCCGGUGGUCAAAGCGGUCACCACUGUGAGCGUUGCGAGACUAUCACCUAUACCAACACUCAAGGUUUCACUACUACAAUUGUGAUCCCCCCAAUUUCAGAACCUACUGGUACGGGACCCGACAAGGCCACGAAGACGGAUGUUCCUUCCUCUACCGCUACCGAGACCAACCAGCCCACCGGCACUGGAUCUCACCCUACCCAUACCAAACCCACAGGCACUGGCAAUGGUCCCACUCCAACUGAGACCAAGACGUGGCAUGGAGCUCGCAACAUUGUCCGCUACUAA